This is a messenger RNA of Phaedon cochleariae (mustard beetle), 1397 nucleotides long. NCBI's taxonomy places the organism in Eukaryota, Metazoa, Arthropoda, Insecta, Coleoptera, Chrysomelidae. The record is from the annotation of a GenBank genome assembly.
AUAACCUGCCUAAACACAUUUAGAACACAUGAGAACGAUAGUAUCUAAAUGGAUGGAAAAUGGAAAGUAUAACAGAGUCUGAGCUAUCAGAUGAAAGUUCCUUUUCUGAAGGUAUAUACAACCAAUCUUCAAGUUCAAACAAACAAAAAUUUAAAUGUCACAUAGAUGGUUGCAGAAAAACAUUCAGAAGGGGUUGGUUGUUGGAAAAUCAUGUCAGAAGACACAAUGGAGAGAGACCAUUUAUUUGUGAUAAUGAAAAGUGUAUGAAAUCAUUUACUAAUUAUGCUCAUCUGAAACGUCACAAAUCCAUGGUUCAUGAUAGAUCUGAUGAGCUAACUUGUGACAAUCCUGGAUGUGGAUUAGUGCUAAGCAACAAAUAUAGCUUGAAAAAGCAUAAAAAUCGUAUGCAUCAAGAAACAAACUUUGAAUUUUCAUGUGUUCAUUGUUCACAGAAAUUCAAGAAAAAAAGGCUUCUUCAUGAACAUUUGAUAGAACAUGCAGGACCAGCCCCAUUUAGAUGUGAAAGAUGCAAUGUUGAGUUUUAUAGUCAAAUUAAAUUUACUAAACAUGAAAAAAAUCAUAAAACUUUUAUAUGUGAUUGUGGGGAUACAUUUACAAAAUGGACUUUAUUUCUCCAGCAUAGAAAACAAACUUGCAAGAUUGAUAUCAGUCAUAAAUGUGUUAUUUGUCAGAAGGUAUUCAGUACACAAAGGAAUUUGACUGUACACUCAAUGGUUCACCUGGAGGAAAGUCAAAAGACAGCUUUUAUUUGUCACUUUCCAAAUUGUUCUAAGAGCUAUCAAUAUAAAAAAAAUCUCAAUGCACAUAUUACAACAUUUCACAAAGAACAAAAAGGAUUUGUUUGUCAAGAGCCAAAUUGUGGUGCAGUUUACAAAUAUAAGAAAACCUUGAAGCAGCACAUAGAAAAUGUACAUGGUAAUGGAGAGAAAAAGGUGAAAAAGAUUAAAAAGGCUAGGGCACCUAGAAAAGAUCAGGGCAAGUUCAAAAAGAGCAUGGCUGCAAUUUUAUCUGGAGUUGAUUUAACUAAUGAACAACAUAAAAUGUUAGUGGAAGCCAAAAAACUAGAAAGUACUGUUGAAAUCAUAGAGGGCAAAAAAACUAGUGAAACUGCCUCUAGGGAAAUAUUGGAAAAAAAGGAAGAACUGGGGAAUCACUCUGAAUGUUCUAGCAAGAAUAUCAUCAUAGAUAUUGUCAUUGAGCCAAAUAAAUUAUCUCAAAACAUCCCAAGAGAUAACAUCAUGAGCUCAAGUGGAGACAAUUUGGCCAUGAUUACCAAAACACUAUUUUCUGUAGAGGAUCAUCUUGGAGUAGAAGGAGAUAUUGUAUCAGAACUUUGUGAUCAGGCAUUGAAUAAUAUACAAGAAUGUCUAUCUUGA